UUUCCAGUGUCUAUUCAUUGGGACUAAAUGAAUUUCAGAGGUUCCAGUAGAAAAGGUCUACCUCUCAGCUAUGUCCCCAAGCAUCCUCUCUCUUCAGUUGUACUGUCUGUGCCUGUAACCUCUCCGAUAUUAUCCCCUUUCCCUUCCGUCCUGAUCAACCUCCUGAAUACAAACAUCUUAUUAUUGUACCACGUCAUUUAACCCUGGCUGAUAACCUCCUUGUUGCAACAACGCAUAGGAAGAACACAACUUCUUUCGUUUGGUCAUCAAUAAAACAAAAUUGACAGAAAUGAUGAUAUAAAAAGAGAGAAAAAAUGACCUUGGGUAAAACACGACAUAUCAGUAGUUGACAUGAUGCAGUCACCAAACACCCUAAUUAAGUGGAAAGCAGGGAGUGAGGCAUUUGAAGCCAGUGUAUUGUUAUCUUACCAAAAUACUAAAAUUAUUAUAAAUACAGAAUGACUUUGCAGUGAGCUACAGAAAUUAAUAGGAAAAUAAUUUAUAAACAUGCUAUCCACAGAGGUAGCAUAAGUGGUAAUCCAAAUAUCAUUAUUGGUGCAGAUACAGUUAUAGAAUAUAGCUAAACUCUCUUACACAUUAGAGCUGGCCAUUUCAUUUUUCGACAAUGUCUCCCUUCUACAUAACAUGAUGAAACAGGUAUGCUAUGUUUACAUUAAGUUGUUGUGAUCAAUUAUAAUGGUUGAGAUUAUUUUUUCAUUUUGAUGCAAAUAUUUUAAAGAAUGAUAAAAUUUGACGAAUUUGACAUUUGAUGAGCGGUCUCGAUCAAUUAAGAAAAAUCAUGGCUUUGGCGCAUGACCUUGUCUAUUGUCUAACAUUCACCCUUGUUGAUAUCGGCAACUUAAAUAACUCAAAAAAUUCUUACCAAUGCCGAAAUAGAGAAACUGAUACUACCAUAUCUAAAUGCCCAAUGUCGUUCACUGCACGAUGUUAUAGAAAUUAUAAAUAGAAUCGAUAUUAUCAAUAGUACUGAAUGUGUGGAUUUCGUAUCCUGUGUAAAUGCCCCGUAAUCUCAGUGUACCUUAACUACCAUAUACAUGUAUUGUUUACUGUGGUGUGACUUAGAAUUACAAAUGUGUGAUGAGACACGCUGUCUGAAGUAAAUAAACGUUGUGGGAACGCUGUCGUUAACGUGAAGAUUUACCGGCUUCAAUUUGUGUACUCAAUAUGUUUCGGUAAAAUGUACUUAAAAAUAUAUCUCCUUCGGUUUAUUUAUCGUGUUCAUUCCCUAGAGGGUAAGAUAUCGACUCAAAAAAAUACCAAAAUAAAUCCUGGAAUCGGUUUUAUUAAUUAACUCUGUUAACCUUAAUAUAAUUGGACGUAUAGUAUUUCAUUUCAUCGUUUUGUAACUGUUGUUUUAUCCUACGUUAAGGUGUAAUGUACAAGAAGUACAGAACCCCUCCACCAUCCCGUACUCCAACCAAUCCCCAUCCCACCAACCCCUUCCGACACACACACUUUACAUGUGCCAAGAGUCAUAGCCAAUAUGUGUGUAAAUAGAAAUUUAAAUAUUUAAGUAUAACGAUUUAGGUUAAAAUAUAACAAUCAAGAAUGAAUCAUACAAUAAUGAAUCAACGAAUGAAGAGACUUGGAUAUAAAAUUGUAAUCGUUUUCUGUCGUAAGAAAAUCUCUUCAGAGCUUAUGUUUCGUGUUACACAUAUACGACAAACAAUUAAGUUUCUUGUAUCUUGUAUCUUGUAAAUUAUUGAACCUAAAAUAAAGUGUUUAACAGCCUCUGAGAAAACAACAGGUAUAUUUAAGAUAGGUGUAAUGACGGUAAACAUUCUUUACAGAAACGAGAUAUCAUCCGCAUUCACGAUGUAAAUAUAACAUGACCACUGCUAUUUGAAAGAAAACCUGGCAGGUAACUAAUUGAUAUGCAUAUAUUCACACUAUAAAUAGAAACAACCAGGAAGGUAUGUAUACGGUUUUUGAUACAAGACACAGACAUAAUGGUUAAAGGACUGGAGUAGGUCUGACGUUCUAUGGAUGUCUAAGUGGACCUAACACAACAUGGACAGAAAGAAACAGUACAAAGGUAAGUAAACCUUGUAUAAUAUACACUGACAACCAAAACUGUACACAGUUGUUUAUGGGAAUGAAGGGUGGAUAGGAGGAGAAAGGCUCAUAUAUAUAUAGUGUUACCUAAUUCCGUCUGUCUGUAUGACUUCACGAAGUGACGUCUUCUCUCUCGCACCUACCUUCGCUUGUGAAAGAAUUGCUUUGGUACCUUAUACAGAUAUGAACUACUAUAGUACAUUGAUCAAAUCUGCGUUAUUGCAUUUUUACUGAAUGCAAAGUCACUGUUACUGUAAAUAGAACAUGUUCGCGCAGUAACAACAUCUGUGUAGCGUUUAUAUUUGUUGUCGAAGAUUUCUAUGACGUUUCGAGGUUACGUAAGAAGGAUCCUUUACUGGUGGGCAUAUUAAGCAUUUUUACCAAAUGGUCAAGAUUGUGUUUGUUUUCUUGUGUUUAACCAUUAACGCGACAGCUAGUCAUAUGAUGUUGUUUCCCGAAAGUUACAGCUAUGAAAUCGACGUCACAUAAACGUUUAUGUCUGUGAUGGUACAAUAAAAUACACAAUAACCAAUUUCAUCGCCACCCAAUAUUUCCCGCCUAGACAUUGUCCUUUCAGAAUGGAUACUAGGCCGUCGAUAAAUGGAAUUUGAAAGCAAAUAAAAAUACUCUACACAGCCAGGACUGUUUAAAGAUCUCUAACAUUAAGUUUAGAUUUAAGAACAAAACAUGCAACGCAUAGUCAGUCUUUAAAGGUCAUUUAACAUAAGCUCUACUACCCUUACGAUUAACAAUCAUACUUGUAUAGGUCGAUCCUUUUUUAAUGAGAUGGCAAAGUGUUGUUUGCCUACCAAAAUCAAAUAACUUAAGGAUAGAAAGUUUAGCAGCCGGCUCCCAAGUAAAAUAAGAGGUUACAGUUUAUGAUACAUUAUACGUGUACAUAUAACUCGUCCAGCCAGGUACUGUCUCUCCACAGGAAAACAGGCAUAAUACAGAUGGUACCUAAUAUGAUCAAACUGACACUGAAACAGCGUAUAUAAUGUCUCAUUUGAAUACCCAGGCCGUUACGUAACAGGCUCCUAGACGAAUAUUUUUUUGUCCUAUUCAUUUAACUGCAAAUAAGGUUUGAUUAUCAUUGGCACUAUGAUCAGAUAUCUUGUUAAGAAUUAUAAAACAAGCCGUUGUCAUAUUCCUAUAUAGAAUGAAUCAACUUGCCAAUCAAUAAUACAAGCAUGGUAAUGAAAUAAUAAUGUAAAACAUUAUAAAAUAUCAAAAGCAUGCACAUGUAGAUUUAAACAACAAAGAAAUUGCUGCAGCUCUGUCUACUAUGUGGGGUGUCACGUGAUAUCUAAUGAUUUAGUCCAGGGGAAAAUUGCGGAACAAAAUGCACCUGGACGCACAUAAUUUCAUUUCAGAAUUUCGCUUAAACCAACAAUAAUGUCUUCAUGCACACGUGGUGCAGUUUUGCCGCAAAACUCCAUGGAUAUUGUUUCAUUUCGAAUUAUUUUAUUACAUCAAUAACAUUUUAUGAGAGUUGGGCAACAGACAACCAUAUAUAAGUCCUCUACCGUAGAAAUCGAGAGUUUCCAGUGUCUAUUCAUUGGGACUAAAUGAAUUUCAGAGGUUCCAGUAGAAAAGGUCUACCUCUCAGCUAUGUCCCCAAGCAUCCUCUCUCUUCAGUUGUACUGUCUGUGCCUGUAACCUCUCCGAUAUUAUCCCCUUUCCCUUCCGUCCUGAUCAACCUCCUGAAUACAAACAUCUUAUUAUUGUACCACGUCAUUUAACCCUGGCUGAUAACCUCCUUGUUGCAACAACGCAUAGGAAGAACACAACUUCUUUCGUUUGGUCAUCAAUAAAACAAAAUUGACAGAAAUGAUGAUAUAAAAAGAGAGAAAAAAUGACCUUGGGUAAAACACGACAUAUCAGUAGUUGACAUGAUGCAGUCACCAAACACCCUAAUUAAGUGGAAAGCAGGGAGUGAGGCAUUUGAAGCCAGUGUAUUGUUAUCUUACCAAAAUACUAAAAUUAUUAUAAAUACAGAAUGACUUUGCAGUGAGCUACAGAAAUUAAUAGGAAAAUAAUUUAUAAACAUGCUAUCCACAGAGGUAGCAUAAGUGGUAAUCCAAAUAUCAUUAUUGGUGCAGAUACAGUUAUAGAAUAUAGCUAAACUCUCUUACACAUUAGAGCUGGCCAUUUCAUUUUUCGACAAUGUCUCCCUUCUACAUAACAUGAUGAAACAGGUAUGCUAUGUUUACAUUAAGUUGUUGUGAUCAAUUAUAAUGGUUGAGAUUAUUUUUUCAUUUUGAUGCAAAUAUUUUAAAGAAUGAUAAAAUUUGACGAAUUUGACAUUUGAUGAGCGGUCUCGAUCAAUUAAGAAAAAUCAUGGCUUUGGCGCAUGACCUUGUCUAUUGUCUAACAUUCACCCUUGUUGAUAUCGGCAACUUAAAUAACUCAAAAAAUUCUUACCAAUGCCGAAAUAGAGAAACUGAUACUACCAUAUCUAAAUGCCCAAUGUCGUUCACUGCACGAUGUUAUAGAAAUUAUAAAUAGAAUCGAUAUUAUCAAUAGUACUGAAUGUGUGGAUUUCGUAUCCUGUGUAAAUGCCCCGUAAUCUCAGUGUACCUUAACUACCAUAUACAUGUAUUGUUUACUGUGGUGUGACUUAGAAUUACAAAUGUGUGAUGAGACACGCUGUCUGAAGUAAAUAAACGUUGUGGGAACGCUGUCGUUAACGUGAAGAUUUACCGGCUUCAAUUUGUGUACUCAAUAUGUUUCGGUAAAAUGUACUUAAAAAUAUAUCUCCUUCGGUUUAUUUAUCGUGUUCGUUCCCUAGAGGGUAAGAUAUCGACUCAAAAAAAUACCAAAAUAAAUUCUGGAAUCGGUUUUAUUAAUUAACUCUGUUAACCUUAAUAUAAUUGGACGUAUAGUAUUUCAUUUCAUCGUUUUGUAACUGUUGUUUUAUCCUACGUUAAGGUGUAAUGUACAAGAAGUACAGAACCCCUCCACCAUCCCGUACUCCAACCAAUCCCCAUCCCACCAACCCCUUCCGACACACACACUUUACAUGUGCCAAGAGUCAUAGCCAAUAUGUGUGUAAAUAGAAAUUUAAAUAUUUAAGUAUAACGAUUUAGGUUAAAAUAUAACAAUCAAGAAUGAAUCAUACAAUAAUGAAUCAACGAAUGAAGAGACUUGGAUAUAAAAUUGUAAUCGUUUUCUGUCGUAAGAAAAUCUCUUCAGAGCUUAUGUUUCGUGUUACACAUAUACGACAAACAAUUAAGUUUCUUGUAUCUUGUAUCUUGUAAAUUAUUGAACCUAAAAUAAAGUGUUUAACAGCCUCUGAGAAAACAACAGGUAUAUUUAAGAUAGGUGUAAUGACGGUAAACAUUCUUUACAGAAACGAGAUAUCAUCCGCAUUCACGAUGUAAAUAUAACAUGACCACUGCUAUUUGAAAGAAAACCUGGCAGGUAACUAAUUGAUAUGCAUAUAUUCACACUAUAAAUAGAAACAACCAGGAAGGUAUGUAUACGGUUUUUGAUACAAGACACAGACAUAAUGGUUAAAGGACUGGAGUAGGUCUGACGUUCUAUGGAUGUCUAAGUGGACCUAACACAACAUGGACAGAAAGAAACAGUACAAAGGUCCCCAUGUCGAUUAUAUCGGACGAACUCACAGACAAAAUAGCAAUGAAUCACGUAUACCUAGUUCGUACGACCGUGGCAAUGGUGAGAACAGACGCAUUUCAAGUGGCAUAGCGUUCGAGAACUAUGCCAUACCUGACGAAUAUUAUGUUGAUGAUCCUUAUGGGAACAAGAGGACUGACAACUCAAAACGUCAUUGGGCAAAAGCCGACUGGCCACGGCAAGAUAUGGAGUCUUACAGCCACCCAAGCGAUAUGAGCCAUAAUGCACACAACCAUAGAUCCAAGCGCCGCCCCGCUAAAAAAGAUACUGACCGUCGUCCCCCAAGAUACCAGAAAGGAAGAAACCCUAACAUCCUGCUGUCAACUCUGGCCGUUUUCACGAUAGCGGUUGUCGUAGCUACCCCACUGUUGAUUAUCUAUGUCUUCGGAGGAGGAACCCCGAUCACUGAAGGAACAAUAAACCUGGAAAUAAAGCUCGCUGAACAGUUUCAAAACGGUAUGGAGAGUCCUACUUCCACAGUGUUCAAGUCGACGGAGAAGGACCUUUGUCCAGAGGUAGAACGUGCAUUUACUACCGACAGGAACUCCCAACGGAACACAAACUAUGCGUGCAAGCUGAAAUCACUAAGAACUGGCAGCAUCAUUUGCACUUUAGUGUUAAGCAUAACCGGCCGAUACACCAUACCUGACAACGAUAAAUAUGUCCAAACGAUUACAACAUACAUAGGAGCAGCGAGGACCCUGGGGUCAUUUACAGUAAUACAUGGAUCCAUAGUUGUCACGUCUGCUUCAUAUAUGAAGCAAGGCGUCCAAACGAUAAUGACAACAACCGCAUCUGAGCCCACGACAACGACAUCCACUCCAGAGACAACAACUACUAUCACUAUUCCCCCUGAAAUGGAAAUGAAUGACUCAAUCACCACACCUGAAGAGGAGAUCACCAUUAGCUGUAACGCACGGUACGCUCCGUCCGGAUGGGAUAACUUCAGUAUAGUAUCAGUGAACAAUGAUGACAUCCACGUGACAGCCUUUUCAAACGGAACUAUUCGACAGAGCAACAGUUCUUAUACAGCUAGACUUCAACAAAGUAGUCCAGAUAUGAUACUUAGCGUGCUGUUUCCUAAUACCACGACACACUGUUACGCUAGAGGGAGUUAUGUGUGUUCAUUGACAGACGAUGGAAUCAUCGUCAUCAAUGAUACAGCCACAGUUAUAAUUACGAAUCGAGCCAGCAACCUAACACUUAAAGGUAACGGCACAGUUAAUGAGGGUGACAGGUACGAGAUGAACUGUUCCGGUAGAGUAGCUACAGAAGGCGGGGAUCUCCACCUCCAUGUACGAUCUGGUAAUACUUCGGACUUUAUCAGGACCACAGAAGUUCCCAUAGUAACAGUUGGCGAAUUCAAUGACUUAUGUUACCAGUCCGUAACCAAAACCUACCAUUUUUUCGCUGAAAAGGUCCAGAAUGGAACAGAAUUCUCAUGUGUCGCCACUAAUGUCAAAUUAUCAUCCUACCAAACCAGCAGUUCAAUCGACAUGGUAGUGGACUUUGCAGCUUUCAACACUCAGUUUCAUUUGCAAAAUACUACAUGGAUCCCUGCCCUCGGUGACAAAAACAGUGAUGAAUUCAAGAGCUUUGCAGAGAAAAUAGAAAGUGACACUGACUAUGUAUACGAGAGAAGCAAUAUCAAGGAUAACUACAAGAGAAGCAAAGUCAUUGGACUCGAACCUGGAAGUGUCAACGUCAUUUUCGUGAUGUUUAUAGAAAUACAAGUGAUUAUCACCGAUAGCUUUAACAAUGUAAUCACAACAAAGCUGACAGCUGCCGACAUCGUUACAGCAUUUGUGGUCACUCUCCCUCUGGUUGCCGACAGUCUUACCGAAAGUGACCUUAAAAGCGUAGAAACCAACAGCAUUGUCGGACAAGUCAUUAUUACUGAUCCUGACGAAGAUUAUGAAUGCAGCAAUACGAAGACUGACGUUGUAUUCCUUCUGGACGCCUCAGGAAGUAUCGGAUCAUCUAAUUUCAUAUUAAUGAAAUUCUUCAUUAAAAACAUUACAGCAAAUAUUCUGUUAGACCCAACCGCCAUUCAAGUUAGUGUCGUUACAUUUGCCUCAGUUCCUAGAUAUGAAUUUUGGCUCAAUGAACAUUAUGGAGCAUUAACGCUGAAUCCAGCUAUAGAUUCAAUCGUAUACACCAACGCGGGGACAUAUAUAGCAAGUGGUUUGCAGUACGUCAGGGAUAAUGCACUUGCCGCUCAAAAUGGUGCAAGAGCUGACUCAGAAAAGGUAAUAAUUCUGAUGACUGACGGGGUUUCGUCUGAUAAUUCGGCAACAAUCGCCAGCACACUGAGAAAUAAUGGCGUCCUGGUGGCUUGUGUUGGAAUAGGAAACGGAAUAAAUACGGCUCAGUUAAAUGAAAUCGCUUACAACUCCUCAUACGUAUUUGUUGCUGCUGAUUUUAACGUGUUGACACAAAUUAGAGAUACUGUAAGGAGGUCAACAUGUGAGACUAUCGACAACAACAGUUAAGUUCCUUUCUGAAUAUUUUGAAUUGAUCAGGAUCAUAUAACCCGAAUGUGAUCUGCAUAUAUUUGAGGUCUGGCCUAUACAAUUUAACUCUCUUCAGGCUUAAACCUGAUAGUGGUAAAUAUGUAUGCAUCGCGCUAUCCAAAUAAUCAUGAAGGAAAACUGUUGUUCUCGGGUAAUUUGUAUUUAAUCUUUAAUGUAAAACUUGUAUAGGUAUGCGUUUUCAUAAGGGACGACUAAUAUGGAAAUCCCGGAUUUUUGGAUUUUCUUUCAUGUCCUCUACACGGGUACAGGGAAGUUACCAAAUAAUUCGGCUGCCCACGUAACAAUAUUUAGAAUCUUAUUAUUUCCUCUCCUUUUCGGCUACUUUUUUGUUAUUGUUUUCUGUCCUUUCACCUCACCUCAUUUAGCAAUACAUGUAGUUUUUAUUUAGAUAUUAAAACAUUCAAUCGGAGAAUAGUUUAUCCAUGAUUUUAUGCAAAAUAUAACCUUGUAUAUGUAAUAAAAUGCGAAAUGUAGGAAACAGUAAUUGAAUACCUGAACGUUUAUUACAAUGUAGAUACUCUGACCUCUGUAUAUGUAUUUUGUUUAUUAUUAUUUUAUGUGAAUUCAAAACGAAAUGAAACUAUACGGUUGUGAAAUCGCACAAAGUUACACGAUGUGCGAUGUGCACAUGAUGUGUGAACGAUGUGUAAACGAUACAAUUCUAGAAGAUUAUUGCUUUCGCAAAUUUGUGCGCACGAUGGACGAACGUUGUUCGAUAACAAUCGUGGUUAGUGUAAAUUGAGAAAUAACUUGUCAACAUGAACGGUUUUAUGUUUCAACUUAUAAACUUGAUUUUUUUAAGUAUAUUUCUAUAUUCUACUUACAUCUGUAAGCUUAUCUUUCUAUCUAUAUUUCUAAAAAAUUAGAAAUACUGUUUUUGGUGUUUUUGAAACUUCCCAAAUCGACACAUGUAAAAUGACAACAAAUAUUGACACGAUUCCAAUAUACAGGUAAACAUGGCCACUUUUUACAUAUACCUAGACCGUAGUUUUCCUCACCCAGGGCACUCACGUAACAGGCCGAUUUUUGAAAAUCUAGAUGAAGGGGAGCUGUAGACCAAACCGAAUGCAGUUAACAAAUACUAAAUGUCCAUUUGUCAUAACGAUUAUACGGUAUAACAUAUCAGCUCUCUGUGUCAGGCACAGACAAGGUAAAGCUCCGGUCACUUAUCAAAAUGUUAUUUACCUUUUCUUUUACCUGGGAUCAAAACUUGACAGUCUAACUUUCACUUUAAUACCGUCUAAAUGUCUAAAUCGUAUUGUAAAAUUGAACACAAUCUUUAAUCAUUUUGAUGAGAAAUUAAUAUAUACAGUGUACGUUAUUUCAUUCGAUUCUUCCGGAUUAGUUUCAUUCUGUAAUAUUGAACAACCAAUUGUACCAAAUCGCACUGUUGUGUAGAGAGAAGCGCACAACUGUACGAACGAUUGUUAAAUCGCAGGGUUGUGCGUACGAUGUACAGACGAUGUGUGCACGAUGAAUACACGAUAUGCGCACGCUAUUUUUGGUGCGUUGUACGGUUUCACAACUGUAUAUUACAAAACAGUAUACAGUAUUGUUUUAAAAAAAUAGCCUUCGGUUACAAACUACCCGCGAUGACAUGCAAUUACAACAGCAUUUUUCAUAUAAGGGACUACUGUCGUUUGCUAAUAAAGUUUGUUGUUUUAUUGAUGCAAAGUGACUGUUUGUUGUGAUAUGUAAUUGUUCAUGUUUCUAUCUGAAAAUGUUUCUGAAAAGGGGGCGGAUCGCAAAGAACCUUUGAUGCGUUCCUUUAUCUGCACUGUCGUUAUUACUUUUUUGUCCACAAAAAAAAUGUAUAAUAUAUAUAUAUAUACAUAACCUUCAUUACAUUGAGAGAUGACGAUGUAAUAGCACUUCAUAUCGUGUUGAUAUUGGGGUGUGACAACGACUUCAUUUAAGUACUGAUUAAUUACUAAAUUAAUAUGCGAAACCUUAGGCUUGUCGUUAACUAUUUAAUUGAACAGUACGAUCGACAAGAUGGCCUGAUAGGAGGCACGGUAGUCUAGUGGCAGGACGCCGGGCUCAUGACCGAAGGGUUGCGGGUUCGAGUCACGGCACUG
Messenger RNA from Mizuhopecten yessoensis (Yesso scallop), 10327 nucleotides. RefSeq lists its product as uncharacterized. The transcript is spliced from 14 exons. The record is from RefSeq and is a predicted model, not a curated record. The coding region runs from base 5649 to 8207 and encodes 852 amino acids. NCBI's taxonomy places the organism in Eukaryota, Metazoa, Mollusca, Bivalvia, Pectinida, Pectinidae.